UUCAUUAUUCAACCAUCCAAAUUCCGAAGUACUAUAGAUAUACAACAAAACACAGAUACACUCACAUCCCUUUUUAACUUUUCAGACCCUAAACACAACUCCACCCAACUCGCCGCCUCCCUCUCCGUCUCCUCCAAUGGCAGCCACCUCUCUUCUCCGAUCUUCCCCAUUCAUUCUCACUCCCCAAAACCCUAACACCACCACCACCAGAACCCACAAAUUCCACACAAUCAAAGCCACAAUCUCAUCAUCACCAUCCGACAACCAAACCCCACCACCACAAUCCAUCAAACACCGCCGUCCCGCCGACCAAAACAUCCGUGAAGAAGCUCACCGCCGCACCUCACCUCACACCAACACUUUUUCAGCCAAAUACGUCCCAUUUAACGCUGACCCAUCUUGUACUGAAUCAUAUUCUUUAGAUGAAAUUGUGUACAGGUCAAGAUCAGGUGGGUUACUCGAUGUACAACAUGAUAUGGAUGCUUUGAAAGAAUUUGAUGGUGCUUAUUGGAGGUCUUUAUUUGAUUCCAGAAUUGGUAAGACAACUUGGCCUUAUGGGUCAGGUGUUUGGUCUAAAAAAGAAUGGGUCUUGCCAGAAAUCGACUCAGACGAUAUCGUUUCGGCAUUUGAAGGUAAUUCUAAUAUGUUUUGGGCUGAAAGAUUUGGAAAACAGUUUGUGGGUAUGAAUGAUUUGUGGGUUAAACAUUGUGGGAUUAGUCAUACUGGUAGUUUUAAGGAUUUAGGUAUGACUGUACUUGUUAGUCAGGUUAAUAGACUGCGAAAAAUGAAUAGGCCGGUUGUCGGGGUGGGUUGUGCGUCUACUGGGGAUACCUCAGCUGCUUUGUCGGCUUAUUGUGCCUCUGCAGGGAUACCUAGUAUAGUCUUUUUGCCUGCGAAUAAGAUUUCUAUGGCGCAGUUAGUGCAGCCUAUUGCGAAUGGGGCGUUUGUUUUGAGUCUAGAUACGGAUUUUGAUGGGUGUAUGCAGUUAGUUAGGGAGGUGACUGCUGAGUUGCCGAUAUAUUUGGCUAAUUCUUUGAAUAGUUUGAGGUUGGAGGGGCAAAAGACUGCGGCGAUUGAGAUACUGCAGCAGUUUGAUUGGGAAGUCCCGGAUUGGGUGAUUGUGCCGGGUGGAAAUUUGGGGAACAUUUAUGCUUUUUAUAAAGGGUUCCAUAUGUGUAAAGAGUUGGGGUUGGUUGAUAGGAUACCGAGACUAGUUUGUGCUCAAGCAGCGAAUGCUAACCCGCUGUAUCUGCAUUAUAAGUCAGGGUGGUCAGAUUUUAGUCCAGUGAAGGCGAAGACCACUUUUGCAUCUGCGAUACAGAUUGGUGAUCCGGUUUCCAUUGACAGGGCUGUUUAUGCUCUCAAGAAUUCCAAUGGGAUUGUUGAGGAAGCUACUGAAGAGGAGUUGAUGGAUGCCAUGGCGCAGGCCGAUUUGACCGGGAUGUUCAUUUGUCCGCAUACUGGUGUGGCGUUGUCGGCUUUAGCCAAGUUGAGAAAUAGCGGUGUGAUUCGUCCUACUGAUAGGACUGUUGUGGUUAGUACUGCUCACGGGUUGAAGUUCACUCAGUCAAAGAUCGAUUACCACUCUAAAGAUAUUCCGGAAAUGGCCUGUAAGCUGGCUAAUCCUCCAGUGAACGUAAAAGCUGAUUUUGGGUCGGUGAUGGAUGUGCUAAAAAAGUACUUGUUGAGCAAUGAGUCCAAGAAGUGAACUCUGUUAUAUGCUAUUUGGAUUAAGAUAUGGUAUUGUAGAUUCAGUUGGUGGCGGUCUUAGUGAUGUCUUCGUUAAAACUGGGAAGAGGCGAAGAGCCGUGUUGUAACGUUUUGUUUCAUUUUCGUCAGGUAGCAUCCAGUUCAUUUAAACUUGAAAGUAAACCUUUUUGAUGAGUUUAUCAUCACAGAUUGGCUCAUGACGAGUACUUGUUACAGUUUGUUGAUGGUCUAUUAGAGAAAGUAAUAAGCUUUUUUCA
This is a messenger RNA of Erigeron canadensis, 1967 nucleotides long. Its product is annotated as threonine synthase, chloroplastic-like. The transcript has a single exon. The record is from RefSeq and is a predicted model, not a curated record. Gene Ontology annotation, biological process: L-cysteine biosynthetic process. Gene Ontology annotation, cellular component: cytoplasm. Lineage: Eukaryota; Viridiplantae; Streptophyta; Magnoliopsida; Asterales; Asteraceae. The coding region runs from base 137 to 1708 and encodes 523 amino acids. Gene Ontology annotation, molecular function: pyridoxal phosphate binding; threonine synthase activity.